AUGUGGCUGGAUCGAUGGGAUACCAAUGUGGGGGAAAUUACAUUCGGUGGUGUGAAGAAAGAAAGGUACAGCGGAGAUCUUGUUUAUGCGAAAGCAAUCCUUGAUGAUGUGUGGGAAAUUUCAAUUGAUGGCUUUCAAGUUGGCAAUGAAACGUUCUGUGCAGAUGACUGUUCUCGGACGCUCAUUGAUAGUGGAACAGAAUACAUUCUUGGACCAGCCGACGAAGUUAUCAAGAUACACAAUUUAUUGGGUAUUUCAACCGCUUUACCUUCGGAUGUAUUAAUGGCUGACAACACGUCUGAAUUGUAUGAGCCAAACAUAACUGCACUGGAGUACUAUCGUGAUUUUACAGGCUACCGGGUAUGA
Molecule: messenger RNA, 366 nt
Organism: Didymodactylos carnosus
Lineage: Eukaryota; Metazoa; Rotifera; Eurotatoria; Philodinida; Philodinidae
Source: the annotation of a GenBank genome assembly